AUGACUCACGGUACUGAAUCUGAAACAAUCGGAACCGACGAAAAUGCGAAAAACAUGUGCUCUGAGCGCAACUGGAAUAUUCGUAUGUUGAACAUCAUCUUUGUCUCUGUUGGCUUUUUGGUCAUCUUUGUUGCGUUCAACACGACUGAAAAUUUUAUGACGAGUUUGUAUGGGAACUAUGGCAUGAUAUCUUUGUGUUCCAUAUACUUGUCGUUUGCCGUUUGUGGACUUUUUGUCCCCUUAAUAAUCCGGAGGAUUGGUGAGAAGUGGACUUUAGUGAUUGGUGGUAUAUGUAUAGUCCCUUUCCUCACGAUGAAUAUAUUUGCCAAUGUAUAUCUUCUUAUCGUAAUGAGUUUGUUUGUUGGAUUUGGUCAAUCUGUGUUGUGGUGUGCGCAAGGGAGUUUAUUAACGCGGUGUUCCAAGCCUGAGAAGCGUGGAAGAAAUUCCGGGAUCUUCUUUUUCAUCUACCAGCUCAAUCAAAGUGUUGGAAAUGGUUUUGCCUAUGUCAUGACGUUGACGGGAUUACAGUUAGUGUAUUUGUUCAUCAUAUUUACGUGUUUGUGUGUUAUAGGAAUAGUUCCAUUCAUCUUUAUUCAAAUGGGAGUGCUCCCAGACAUCGAGCGCGUCAGUAUCAAAACCGACUUGCGCAAUUUGUGGAAAGUGUUUAAGAGUCCAGCAAUGCUAUUACUCUUUCCUCUUUUUAUAUACUCAGGGAUAACACAAUGUUACAUAUAUGGAGAAGUAACAGCAAUGUUUGGAGUUGAGUGGGUAUCGAUAGCGAUGUGUGUCUUUGGAACCGUCAACAUGGUUGUUUCUUUAAUUUUUGGUCGGAUCAGUGAUACGAUCGGACGUAUUCCCACAUUGAUUAUCGCCUCGUUGGUGAUGUUUAUGGGCUUGUUUUCGAUAGUCUUGCAUUUCUUUUUAGGGAGUUUGUGA
Messenger RNA from Entamoeba invadens IP1, 936 nucleotides. RefSeq lists its product as hypothetical. The transcript is spliced from 2 exons. The coding region runs from base 1 to 936 and encodes 311 amino acids. Lineage: Eukaryota; Evosea; Mastigamoebida; Endamoebidae. The record is from RefSeq and is a predicted model, not a curated record.